AUGGCACUGGCACAGCAAGACCGUAAGCUUCCCUUUGGGAAGAUCGAGCCUAACUCGUUCAAAUACUUCUACAGCUGUGGUCUCGGCGGUAUCAUCGGACCAACCCACACAGCCGUAACACCCCUCGAUCUAGUCAAAUGCCGCCGCCAAGUCGACCCAAAGAUCUACACUUCCAACCUCCAAGCAUGGCGCUCAAUCUUCUCAAAGGAAGGUCUGCGCGGCGUUUUCUUCGGCUGGUCUCCCACCUUCCUGGGAUACUCGAUGCAAGGCGCCGGCAAGUACGGUCUAUACGAGUACUUCAAGUACCUCUACGGCGACCAGAUGUUCCCCCAGACCAACCGCACCCUCGUCUUCCUGGGCGCCAGUGCCUCGGCCGAAUUCUUCGCUGAUAUGGCUCUCUGUCCUAUGGAGGCUAUCAAGGUUCGCAUGCAGACUACGUUGCCGCCUUAUGCUUCAAAUUUGAGGGAGGGGUGGGGUAAGAUUGUCUCGAAAGAAGGUCUUGGUGGUUUGUAUAAGGGUCUUUAUCCCCUGUGGGCGAGACAGAUUCCUUAUACUAUGACUAAGUUUGCGACGUUUGAGGAGACUGUUAAGGUUAUUUACAAGACGAUGGGCAAGCCUAAGGAGGAGUAUGGGCAGUUGACGCAGACCGGUGUUAGUUUCUUGGGUGGUUAUAUUGCUGGUAUUUUCUGUGCUAUUGUUAGCCAUCCAGCUGAUGUUAUGGUUAGCAAGUUGAAUGCUGAUCGGAAGGCUGGUGAGGGUGCCAUGACUGCUGUAUCCAGAAUCUAUGGUAACAUUGGAUUUUCUGGUCUGUGGAAUGGCCUGCCUGUCCGUAUUGUGAUGCUGGGUACAUUGACUGGCUUCCAAUGGCUCAUUUACGACUCAUUCAAGGUGUUCCUGGGUUUGCCUACCACUGGUGGUCAUUAG
Messenger RNA from Penicillium antarcticum, 924 nucleotides. Its product is annotated as putative mitochondrial phosphate transporter Pic2. Bases 1 to 924 code for a protein of 307 amino acids. Gene Ontology annotation, cellular component: mitochondrial inner membrane. Gene Ontology annotation, biological process: mitochondrial phosphate ion transmembrane transport. The transcript is spliced from 4 exons. The record is from RefSeq and is a predicted model, not a curated record. Lineage: Eukaryota; Fungi; Ascomycota; Eurotiomycetes; Eurotiales; Aspergillaceae. Gene Ontology annotation, molecular function: phosphate transmembrane transporter activity.